AUGCCUAUACUCGUUCUCGAGACAAUCAGACCCAAAGUUAUUAUGGGAACGGAGACAUGGCUGCAUGACUCGGUUUCUAAUUGCGAAGUUUUUCCCCCUGGUUUUUCCGUAUACCGCAAAGAUAGAAAUGGACACGGAGGUGGUGUGUGUUUGCUAAUUUCAUCAGACUGGAGUAGUAGUGAACUAGUUUUUUCCGAAAACGACACUGAGUCUGUAUGGUGUCGAGUAGUUUUACCUAAGGGGACCACUUUAGUUUUUGGUACAUUUUAUCGCCCUCCAGAUAGUGAUGCGUACUCGAUAGACAAAUUGGGUGACUUGUUGACGACAAUUCCAGAUAGUGUAUUCUUGGGAGGAGACUUUAAUCUACCAGGGUUCAACUGGUCUGAUGAAGUUCUUGCUACAGAUGGACCCCGCGCUUACUCGAUGUUUGCUGACAUAAUCAGUGUAUUUGGAUUUGAACAAUAUGUUAAAAAACCGACGCGAGAAAAUUCUGUCUUGGAUUUAAUUUUAUGCAAUUUUCCUGGCGUUGUAUCCGAGGUCACUGUACUUCCCGGC
Ixodes scapularis (black-legged tick) is the source of this 555-nucleotide messenger RNA. RefSeq lists its product as uncharacterized. The record is from RefSeq and is a predicted model, not a curated record. The annotation marks the transcript as partial. Gene Ontology annotation, molecular function: catalytic activity. The transcript has 2 exons. Lineage: Eukaryota; Metazoa; Arthropoda; Arachnida; Ixodida; Ixodidae.